This is a messenger RNA of Andrographis paniculata, 2074 nucleotides long. RefSeq names its product sucrose nonfermenting 4-like protein. The transcript has 13 exons. NCBI's taxonomy places the organism in Eukaryota, Viridiplantae, Streptophyta, Magnoliopsida, Lamiales, Acanthaceae. Bases 312 to 1751 code for a protein of 479 amino acids. The record is from RefSeq and is a predicted model, not a curated record.
CGAUCCAAUGAAGACAAAGCUGCCCAAACUGCUUGGGGAAGUUUUUCUCUUGGAAAUUCCAUCAAAAAGUCAAGUCUGCGUUCGCACUGUUGAAUACCCAUUCGAUUCGGUUGUUUGCUCGCCAAGUCAGUACGAUAUAUUUUUUCUUCUGCAGUUUAAGGUGACGGAUUUAUCACAGAUUUUGUCGGAGUACAGCUUUUCCUGAUAGCGCUGUUUAUAUUAUUAUAAUUAGGGGUUCCAUCAGCUCGAUCGAGCUGGUUUAUAGACAUAUAAAUUGUGUUGGGUCCGCAGUGACACAUUGUGACAUUGGGAUGGUGCCGACUCCGUUUACAUGGCGCUAUGGAGGUCGCCAGGUCUCGCUAUCUGGCUCCUUCAAUGGGUGGAGAGAGGGGAUACGGUUGCCUUUGAUUGAAGGUUCUGGAACUGUUUUCCAGAUAAUUAUUGAUCUUCCACCAGGUUGCUAUCAGUUCAGAUUCUUGGUUGAUGGUACAUGGAGAGUUGAUCAGCAGCAAAUAUGUGAGACUGACGAACAUGGAAUUAUGAACAAUAUAGUCCUAGUGAAUGGAAACAACUUCAUGUUUCAAGAUUUGAAUGCUGCACCUUUUGAGGCUAGUACUAGCGGAAACAAUGAAGUCAUGCCAUCUGUGGGCUCGUCUUCAGGCAGACUCCUUAGUGAACCGGUUGAGCAAUUAUCAGAUGGAGAUCUGGAUGCCUUUCAUCGAGUUUUGUCUACACAUUUGUUAUCAUCUACAGCAUACGAGCUGAUUCCAAAAUCAGGCAAGGUCAUUGCACUUGAUAUUGAUGUGGGUGUAGAGGAGGCCUUCAAUGUUAUGUAUGAACUGGGAAUCAAUUCUGUGCCUCUAUGGAAUGAAAGUAUUGGACAAAUGGUGGGGAUGCUGACUGCUUCAGAUUUUAUUUUGGUUUUACUUCAGCUUCAGAGAAACAGGGCAAUGUUUGCCGAUGUAGAUCAUGAAAUACGCACAAUAUCUUCCUGGAAAGCCUGGAAGCUCCAAAACUAUAGAGAUAUAGUCGGGACUCUGCAUCCCAUCCAGAGGAGACCAUUAAUCUAUGCUGGUCCGGAUGAAUCGCUAUGGAAUGCAGUUCUGUGGAUUCUUAGAAAUAACAUUUCUGCUGUCCCUAUUAUACAGCACUCGGCGGAUGGGUCCUUCACUCAUUUGUUACACAUUGCAUGCCUUGCUGGAAUAUUAAGGAGUGCGUGCGAUAUAUGCAGCCAUUUUGAAGGCCGCCUUGGGCAUGUUCCUCUUUUACAGAAACCAAUUGGUUACAUACCGAUAGGUACUUGGGCUGUUAAUGUUAGAAGAUCAGGUGGUCGUGCGCUCUUGACAGUGCACCCCAAUGACCCUCUUAGUUCUGCUCUUACUUUACUUCUGGAAGCUCAAAUAAGUUCAGUUCCCGUAGUUGACGAUGCCGGUAAUAUCAUCAAUGUAUACUCCAGAAGUGAUAUUACAGCAUUGGCAAAGGACAGUUUGUAUACUCGUAUUCAACCCGAGCACAUGUCAGUAUCUCAGGCAUUGGAAGUGAUCAACGUCACAGGUCGUCGAACCAGAUACCGGACAUGCACUAGAUUUGAUUCCCUGUAUUGGGUGAUGCAACUUCUCUCCGAACCAGAUGUGCGGCGCAUCAUUGUCGUCGAGGCUUCCACCGGUCGCCUCGAAGGCGUAAUCACCUUGCAGGACAUAUUUAACUACUUUUGUCUAGGCAACAGCUCCAGAAGCCCUCCUUCAAGCUAAGCUAAGCUAGGCUAGGCUAGGCAACAUCUUCAAACUAGGUACUACAUUCACUUAUGGAAACCAAAAUUCCUUUGUUUGUAAAUAGUACUAAUAUACUACCAAGUAUGGAAUUCGAUUCCAUAUAGGCUAUUAUUCGGAUUUAGCGGCGAUUGCGACGCUAAUUUAAUAUAAAAUAGAACCAACGAUACGUAUUAAUACUUCAUGAUGUCUUGUUAUAUUUUCGUAUAUUAUUUAUAGUAUUUUUAUGUAUUGAUUGAGGCAAUCAGCACGAUGUUGAUAAAUUUUCAAUAAGCACUCUAACAGGGAGUCAUUCGCUCUUGACG